AUGCGGUGCCAUGGCGUGAGGAACUGGAAUACUGCCGCCGUGAUCGCCAAGAUGUAUGGUCAGACAGUUGAGGUGUUUGUGGAAGUUUCCCUUUGGCACGAUAUGAUUGAGGAUGACUAUGGGGAUCAAUUUAGAAGGGCGAUUUACGAUGGUGGUGGGAUAGUGAAGUUCUUUUUGGGGAUCAAGAAGAGUCAGGCCUUCAUGCCCAUUCAUCUAGAUGUGCUAAUGACCAACUUCAACCUGAUAAGGGGAGCUGGCAUGACCCAUGUUGAUGCGAUUAUCAAGAUGGUGCAGAUGCAUCCAUGGGUGACCAAAGUUCCGGAGUUGGAGCCUUACUUCCGGAAAUUCAUUAGCCCAAAAGAACUUUCAUCGAAUCGAACUCCGUGCUAUAGAGAGAACAGCGUUAGGGUAGAGGAGGUCACCCGCAGGCCAACGAACCAGGCCGAUGAUGAUUCAGAGUGUCUGCCUGAGGCAUCCUCUCGGGUUCGGGCGCGGAGAAAAGGGAAAACCGACCGAAAUUUCGGGGCUGUUGAUGCUGCGCCAAUCUGGAAAGAUUUUUUGGAUAAUUCCCUCAAGAGGUGCCAUGCUCCUACUUCCCUCCCCCCGACUCUCGUUGAUCCUCGUCUAAUCCCCCUUCUCCUUCCCGUCUACUUCCGCGUCUCGACCUCCCUUUUUUCUUCCCUUCCCUUCCGCCGUCAUCCUCGCUGUCAGUGGCGUCCUUCCCGGAAAGCCCAACGUCGCCGCCGCAUCCCAACCAAACCCCCCGAGGUCUGGUCCGCGCACCGAUCUGAGACACCUUCGGAUUCCCCUGCGACGGCCGUCUAUUCGAAGACCGCCAGCACCGGCGAACACCCUCAUGGUUCCGGUCAGGUGAAGACGCAUCGAGACGCCCAUGCCCAAAAUGCUGCCUCGAUAGCAGACGAGGAGGAGCCCCGACCUCCGUAUUUGCACGCUAUGCUUGCGGGUGGUACUGGCGGUACUUGUGGUGAUAUGCUCAUGCAUUCGCUCGACACAGUCAAGACGAGACAGCAGGGCGACCCUCACUUUCCUCCCAAAUACACGUCCAUGACCUCAUCCUAUGCGACUAUCUAUCGACAAGAAGGGUUCUUCCGAGGUCUCUACGGCGGCGUGACUCCUGCGUUCUGGGGCUCCUUCCCGGGAACGGUGACCUUUUUCGGAGUUUAUGAGUUCACCAAGCGGCGGAUGCUGGACGCUGGGAUUAAUCCCAAUCUUGCCUAUCUCUCCGGAGGUUUCCUUGCCGAUCUCGCCGCUUCCAUCGUCUACGUCCCUUCGGAGGUAUUGAAAACUCGCAUGCAAUUGCAGGGACGCUACAACAACCCCUACUUCCAUUCGGGAUACAACUAUCGUGGAACGACAGACGCCCUUCGCACGAUUGUCCGACAGGAGGGGUUCGCCGCGCUGUUCUACGGAUACAAGGCGACCAUCUUCCGCGACCUCCCUUUUUCGGCCCUACAGUUUGCGUUCUACGAGCAGGAGCACCGCAUGGCCAUUGAAUGGGUGGGGUCUCGAGACAUCGGGCUUGGGUUAGAGAUCCUGACCGCGGCGACGGCCGGUGGUAUGGCAGGCGUGAUCACAUGUCCGAUGGAUGUCGUCAAAACCCGCGUUCAAACGCAACGAAACCCCGAGACCAUGAGUCCUCCGAAAGGCGCCACCGAACACGCCUCGGUCAAGCAGAGUCCCCGGCAGCACGCGCCAUCCCAGACGACGUCGUCAAGCCUCCGAACGCAUUCGCGACCGAUGUCCACUUCUGGGCCGUCGACGUCGAUGCGUCCGCCUGGAACCCCCCGCCUGGAUACUACUUCGUUCUUCACCGGUUUGAAGAUGAUCUACCAGGCGGAAGGUAUCCAGGGGUGGUUCCGCGGCGUCGGACCUCGAGGCGUGUGGACCAGCAUUCAGAGCGGAACGAUGUUGGUCAUGUACCAAUACUUGUUGAAGAAAUUCGAAGAAUACGAGAGCAUCGGGGAGACGAACCCUCUAUAA
Messenger RNA from Aspergillus affinis, 2001 nucleotides. RefSeq names its product putative mitochondrial carrier protein. NCBI's taxonomy places the organism in Eukaryota, Fungi, Ascomycota, Eurotiomycetes, Eurotiales, Aspergillaceae. Gene Ontology annotation, biological process: magnesium ion export from mitochondrion. The coding region runs from base 1 to 2001 and encodes 666 amino acids. The transcript has 6 exons. The record is from RefSeq and is a predicted model, not a curated record. Gene Ontology annotation, molecular function: magnesium ion transmembrane transporter activity.